AUGAACUUCCGAGAAGCUGAUAAUAUUGCACGCCAAAUUACUCAAAAAUGGUUGACUUUGUUGAAAAGUCAUGUAAAGCAAUCCUCGGAUGUGCGCGUCAGAUCGUUCCUGCAUCAGCUGGAAAAGAAUGGCAGCAUUGCCUUUAAGCAUGACGAUCAACGCUUAAUGGAUCGCGCUUUAGACUGUAUACCUCUUCAAAGACUCUAUGAGGAAGCUGAGAACGAGCUUAACGAACAAGACCGUGAAGGAUCCUUGGAAGACGCAGUUAUUAGAAGACUAUUAUACUGGUUCAAAAAUGAGUUUUUUAGUUGGGUGAAUAAUGCUCCUUGCGACUAUUGCCGCAGUGAACAAACCCAAUCAAUUGGGCACACUCAACCCAAUUCCGAUGAUAUGAAAUAUGGUGCACAUGUUGUUGAAUUAUAUAUGUGCUCGUCAUGCAACAAUACAACUCGAUUUCCAAGAUAUAAUGACCCAGGAAAGUUAUUAGAAACACGUCGAGGAAGAUGCGGUGAAUGGGCAAAUUGUUUUACAUUAUGUUGUAGAGCAGUCGGAGCAGAGGCGCGUAUCGUAUACGAUACAACAGACCAUGUUUGGACCGAAGUAUACUCUGAUUUUGAAAAGCGCUGGGUGCAUUGUGACUCUUGCGAAGAAGCUUGGGAUAAACCUUUAUUAUACAGUGUAGGCUGGAAUAAGCAGCUGAGUUACUGCACAGCAUUUUCUGCUGUUGAAGCAGUCGAUGUGACAAAAAGAUAUACCAGGAAUUGGCCAGAAGUACUCAAAAGACGUAAUAGAGUGCGAGAAAUAGAGUUAAAUUUGUUUUUGCAUACUUUAACCGAAGAACGGCAGAAAAAUUUAAGUUCCGAACAGAAAGACGCAUUGAAUGAAAGACGCGUACAGGAAUUGAAAGAGUUGGAAGAAACCAGUAAAAGAGCGAUCAUAAAGAAAGACGAGAUGAUAGGCAGACAUAGUGUCUUAAAAGGUUCACUAGCUUGGCGUACGAAACGAGGGGAAACAGGUACGACUGCUAUUGCUCAGACAGAAAAUUGGAUGGCAACAUUGGAUAUUACAGCAUUGAAAUUGUCAAGGUUGUUCAUAAGAAGGGACGUUGAGGUUCGAUUGCUUGGCGACUCGUCUAUUCUAACAACAGAAGGCGUAGCAGAUGCUACAGAAAAUCAAAUGAUUCGCCUUACAAAAGCAGUGCCAGAUCAACGAGGCGCUGCAUUUUGUAAGCACCCCAUUCCAUUAAACGAUGGUUUAGAAGCCUUGGAAGUGGAAUUUAAAUUUCGCAUUACAGAUCAAAAUGGUUUGCCUGCGUUCAAUGGCGCUGACGGUUUUGCAUUUGUCAUACAAGGACAGUCUGAAGAUGCUUUGGGAAGUGGUGGAUGCGAACUAGGCUAUGGGGGUAUUCAAUAUAGUCUAGCCAUCGAGUUUGAUACUUAUCAAAGUUCAGACAGAUGUGCAGACCCUUCAGGGAACCAUAUAAGCAUACAUGCGCGUAACCCACCGCUAGGGAAUUCAGCACACCACGAUUACUCGCUGGGUCAUACUUCACGUAUUCCUUCAUUGCAAAAUGGCUCGUGGAUGAAAGCUUUGGUUAGACUGAUAGUAAAUGGAACAAUUGAAGUGGGCCUUGCAGAAAAUAGUGACGAUAAAUUUAUACAAGUCCUAAAAGUUACUGGACAUAAUUUCUUGGAUUACUUAUUGCCAAAAGAGAAAGCAUGGGUAGGGUUCUCUGCCAGUACUGGCGGAUUAUCACAAGCGCAUGAUAUCAUAUUUACAUCUAUUAAGGAAUAUAGGCCAUAA
Molecule: messenger RNA, 1803 nt
Organism: Mycotypha africana
Lineage: Eukaryota; Fungi; Mucoromycota; Mucoromycetes; Mucorales; Mycotyphaceae
Exons: 11
Coding region: 1-1803 (600 amino acids)
Biological process (GO): protein quality control for misfolded or incompletely synthesized proteins; protein deglycosylation; glycoprotein catabolic process
Cellular component (GO): nucleus; cytosol
Molecular function (GO): carbohydrate binding; peptide-N4-(N-acetyl-beta-glucosaminyl)asparagine amidase activity
Source: RefSeq, a predicted model, not a curated record